AUGGGUUCAAUAAAGAAAUUUUUUGGUAAUCCUGGUGAUCGACCUGGUAUUCGUUUUCAAGCAACUAUCCCGGAACAAUUAAUUCCAACUAAUGUUGAAAUUAUUGAUGAUGAUGAAAAAAAUAUUAAUAAUAACAAUAAUAAGACAAAUAAAGAUGAUACUAAUAUUGUUCAUGAUUCGUCAAUAACUAAAAACGAAGAUACUGAAAGUACAAUAUGUUCUUUAUCAGAUGGUUCAACAACUUUUGAAUUAAGUAAUUUUAAAAUUCAAUCAAAUAAAACUUUUGAUAUUAAUAAAAGUUUUACAGGUUUACACAAAGGUUAUAUGGAUUUAAUUCUUGAUAAAUUAGUCUUUUUUGCUGGUUCGAUUACUGCAUUCUUUUGUGUCUGGGUUAUUUUAAUUAUUUGGGUUGUUGUUGGUGCAGUUUAUAAUGCUCCAUUUAAUUGGCAAGUUGUUAUGCAAGAUGGACAAUCUAUUCAAUGUUAUAUAUGGGAUACAUUACUAAUGAGACAACAAUUAUGUAGUAGUCAUGAACAAAUUUUAGUUUGUUGUAAUUUAAAAUCAAAAUUGGAUACUUUUAAAAGACUUGUUAAAGAAAUUCAUGAAAAAAAAUUAUUACGUAACAAUGAUAAUGAAUCCACAACAAAAGCAACAAUGAUGAUGAUAGAUACAGAUAUUGCAUCUUCAACUGAUCCAAUAAAGGAGACUGGUAAAAAUUUGGAUUCAGAUUGUCCUUGUCAAGAUGAUGAAGUAUUUGAUCCUUCAACAUUAGGACAAUUACCUAUUGAAAAUUGGUAUGAUAGAAUAUCAAAUUAUUCUUCUACUAUCAUUGGAUCUUUAAUUACAAUGGGUCUCUUUUGGAUAUGUAUUGCUGUAUGGAUUGGUUGUGGUGCUAUACCUCAGGCAGGUGAUACUACAGCACCAUUCACUGGUGAUUAUUCAGGUUCAAACCCAAAAUAUAAAAAAUUUAGUAAUGCUUGGCAAAUGGAUAUUAAUACUGCUGUGGCUGUUUCAUUAUUAAUAUGUACAACUUUUUUACAAAAUAUUAGAGCUAGACAUGAUAAAUUUAUUGCUGGUAUCUUACUUGAAAUUUUUGAAAAAGAUGAGCAUAUUGAUAUAAUGUUAAGAAGAAAAUUAAAUGAUUAUACUCCUCAUAAAGUUAUUGUUAUCCCAGAAGCUAAGAGAACUUGGUUACAAAAGACAAUCGAUUGGUAUGCUGAUGUCAUUGGUACAGGUAUUGGUGUGAUCGUUGCAAUCAUUGUCUUUGGUGUUUGGAUCGGGAUUGGUACUCCAAUGAAUUGGGGUGAUGAUUGGUGGUUAAUCAUUGGUACCUAUACAGGUUUAGUUGGCUUCAUCGAUGGUUAUGUCCUAAGAGAAGUUUAUGAUAGAUCCGUCGCUGCUGAAGAGGUUAAUUAUAAUGAAGUCAUUGCUGAGGAUUUGGAAUUGAUGCAAAUCUUAGGGAUUCCAAAUCCUCGUGAUAUGAUCGAUUCAUUAGAAGAACAAAAUAGUAGAGUUACAAAGACUUUAAAAUAUAGAAUAUCUGCAUUUGUCAAUAAAUUAUGUUCAGAUCAAUAUAGUGUUGUCUGUGGUGUUUUAAUUGUCGUUGCAUUGAUCUGUAUUUCAUCUGGUAUGAAAUGGAGUACUACUGGUCAAUUGAUUGCUAAUACGCCUACUAUGAUCAUUGAAGAGUUCUUUUUAAUCGUUUUGAUUCAAGCUCAUAAUUGGGCUGAUGUUCAACGUAGAUUAGAAAUUUCAACUGUAUUAGCACACAGACAUCUUAUCGAAUAUCAUAUUACGAAGAUGUUGGCAUAA
Messenger RNA from Maudiozyma saulgeensis, 1812 nucleotides. Lineage: Eukaryota; Fungi; Ascomycota; Saccharomycetes; Saccharomycetales; Saccharomycetaceae. The record is from the annotation of a GenBank genome assembly.